Molecule: messenger RNA, 1067 nt
Organism: Caenorhabditis angaria
Lineage: Eukaryota; Metazoa; Nematoda; Chromadorea; Rhabditida; Rhabditidae
Source: the annotation of a GenBank genome assembly
AUGGAUGGCGCUGAUAUAAAUCAAAGUGGUUCUUGCUCAGUCCCUGAUGUUUCUGAAACUUCAAAGCUUAUCAAAAUGAUAAUUCAAUUAUCAUAUAUUCUCCCAUUAACUUAUAUUUAUAUCAAAUUCCUGGUUACUGUAUCAAGAAAAAACUCAAUAUAUUCGGACACAUUUUUCACUCUGUAUAUUGUCGAUGGAGUUUCGGUAACUCGAUUUUUUUUAAAUUUUAUUGUUCUUGUGAAUCAAUUUCAGAGCAUUGGUUAUAUAAUUGUUGAAUUUUCAAUUAUCAGAAUGAUGAACUUUUUCACUUCGUAUUGUGAAUGGAUUAUAAGUAUUUUUUGCGUACCAACUUAUUUGUUGACACCUUAUUUUUAUUUAUAUUUGUUCUUCCAAUUUAUGAAAAUUAUUUCAACAGUUACACUUUGUGCGAAUAGAUUUACAAGUGUUUUUCGACCAGUUGCACAUAAUUAUGUAAGUUUAACGUUCAACAAUAGGAAACAUUUUGAGAGUAAUUAUUUGUUUAGAUUUGGAAGACGUAUCUUCGUCAUAUAAUAAUAACUCAAAUUAUUGUAUCAGCUCUUUUCUCAACUCCUACUUUAACCGGCCCAGCUUAUGCUUCGAUUUAUCAAAAUCAGCCAUACAUAAACUAUGUUCAUAACAUUCCGUACUUUCGAACAACUGUUUUCCGAUUGAUAAUUAUGAUUCCCUCAUUGAUUUUUAUUAUUGUAUCGAAUAUCAUAAUAAUCUCAAAACUCUCAAAAAUUUCAUCGAAUAUGAGAAAACUUGAAACUUCAAUGGUCUCUUCAACAAUUUUUAUAUCUUUUGGAUUCAUUCUUGUGUUGAUGUUAUCUGUUAUCAUUCUUGUCAUAUCAAUUGAUUUUGCAAAUCAACAUCCUGGGUUUUUCGAAGUUUUUGCGUUGUUCAACCAGAUUGCGAAUGAUUUCUACAUGAUUAGUGGUCCUGUGGUUUUGUUGAUUUUGGAUGAAAAUAUUCGAAAAUCAAUUCUCCGAUGUAGUUUGAAACCAAGAAGAGGUUCCAUAACACAAGUUCAUACAAUCACUGGCUAA